ACCAGGACCGAACCACAAACCCCCUCCACCGCGAAAGAGAAAAAAAAUAUAUAAAAUAAAAAUCACAAAUACAAAGCUUCCGUAGAAAUGGGCCACAUGGCCACAACAACGCUGCCAUGGCAACCUUCACCGCCGUUAAAGCUAAAGCUAAAGCCACGCUACUGUCACCCAAGGCUUCCGACGACGACGACGACAGUCUUCCCCUCCCGCCACGUGGCGCCCAUCAGAGCCUUCCAGCGCAGCGACAUCGACGGCUUCGCCAAGCGCAUGGUCUCCGGCGAGGCUUUGAAGGACGCGUGGCGCAGCGCCAACGACGGCUUCGAGCAGUUUCUUUACGAAGCCAAGAAGGCCGCCGAGCGACUCGACCGCCGCUACUCCGUCUCUCGCCGCCUCAGCUCCGUCGCUCGCUCCGCCGCCGACCGCGCCCGCGAAAUCGAUAGGGAGUUCGAGAUCGGAAUGCGCUGGCGCACUUUCUCGCUCGACUUCACCAGAAAAUUGCCGAGGUACAGGAAACAGCUCAAUGAUUUUUUGGACACUCCGUUAGGAAGAAGUUUUGCGACAAUUUUCUUCCUCUGGUUUGCGUUGUCUGGAUGGCUUUUUCGGGUCUUGAUAUUUGCAACAUGGAUACUGCCAUUUGCCGGUCCACUUCUUAUUGGGACUAUCGCCAAUAACCUUGUUAUAAAGGGUGCUUGUCCUGCUUGUAAGAGGCAGUUUGUUGGUUACAAGAACCAAAUAAUUCGUUGUACAAGCUGCGGAAACAUCGUGUGGCAGCCGAAAGGGGAUUUCUUUUCAAGAGAUGGUAAAGGCACCUCUUCUUCAAAAUCAAAGUCAGACCCUGAUAUUAUUGAUGUUGAGUUUGAGGAGAAAUGAAGGGAUGCCCAAGUGAUGGUGCCAUGGUGAUUUCACUCAAUAUGGGCAUUUAAUACAGAGAGCAAAGAGAACAUUCCUACUGUUCAUUAGUUCUGAUGUUUUGUCUCAUUAUUAUUGUUAUUUUUUCUUUUCUUUUCUUUUUUUUCAUGUUUGUGUUAAUUCUGUGUCCUGUAAUUUUGAAGUGCUUAUAAUGUCAGUUUGUAUACCCUUCUUCUUACAAGGAAUACCACAACCUCUUGUCCUGACAGAAAAUCUUUAUAUUGAUGAUAGGCAGCCUUUUGAGACAA
Molecule: messenger RNA, 1157 nt
Organism: Quercus robur (English oak)
Lineage: Eukaryota; Viridiplantae; Streptophyta; Magnoliopsida; Fagales; Fagaceae
Exons: 4
Coding region: 88-870 (260 amino acids)
Cellular component (GO): chloroplast
Source: RefSeq, a predicted model, not a curated record